Molecule: messenger RNA, 1870 nt
Organism: Betta splendens (Siamese fighting fish)
Lineage: Eukaryota; Metazoa; Chordata; Actinopteri; Anabantiformes; Osphronemidae
Exons: 8
Coding region: 291-1601 (436 amino acids)
Molecular function (GO): NAD+ binding; histone deacetylase activity, NAD-dependent
Source: RefSeq, a predicted model, not a curated record
CGAAACAGCAGCGGAGUGACACCUCGUUCCCUUCAAACUGUUACUCCGGGCUGCAACCGAUAAACUGCAUUUGAGGAGCAGCAGGCAGCUUUGCUACAAAUGAACGAAACGCUGAAUUGACCGCGCGCCUUGUUCAAGAUCCACUAAAGAUUUUAUUGGGAAAAUAAGUCGCGUGUGUUUGCUUUUUGGAGGUGAAACAUCCCGCGGGGCCCAGCAGCGUCUGCAGCCUGUCGACGUCGUUUGUUCAUCACCCAGAAGCUCCUUGGUCUGCACAGACAGUAGCUGGUGGGAUGAACAAGUCCAGAGCAGCUUCUGAUAGAAACCCCCCCCAGCCUCCAGGCAGCAGGAUAACACGCAGCUCCAGCUCACAGGCCAGACACAGCAACCCUACAGAGGCCCAGGACCUGUAUGGAAAACAGCGCAAGAAGCAGCCAGACUCUGCUCUGGCUCAGGACCUCAGCCAGAUGAGUGUGAGCACACAGCCCGUCCUGCCUACGAGUAGAGGAAAGACACCCAAGGACAAAGCUGAGCCUAUGCAAGCCGGGCAGUCCUCACGGUCCAGAUCUGCCAAGGCGUCGUCCCGUGGCGGGCUGGCGUCUGUGGCUCGGUUGGUCAAGCUCGGCCGCUGCAAGAACGUGUUGGUAGUGGCUGGAGCAGGAAUCAGCACAGCUAGCGGCAUCCCAGACUUCAGAACUCCGGGAACAGGUCUUUAUGCUAACCUGGAGAAGUACAACAUCCCGUACCCAGAGGCCAUUUUCAACAUCGACUACUUCUCCAAUGACCCGCAGCCCUUCUUCUCCCUGGCCAAGGCUCUGUAUCCUGGCAGGCACAGGCCCAACUACAUACACUACUUCAUCCGCAUGAUUCACCACAAAGGCCUGCUGCUCCGAAUGUACACGCAGAACAUAGACGGGCUGGAGAAACUGUGUGGAAUCCCAGAUGACAAACUUGUGGAAGCUCACGGCAGCUUUGCCACAGCAUCCUGUCACUUGUGUUACACUCCGUACCCUUCUGAGGAGGCGAAGAACGCUAUAAUGAACGAUGAUGUGCCCAUAUGUACGUUCUGCGCUGCAACAGUCAAACCGGAUGUUGUGUUUUUUGGAGAGGACCUUCCUCAGAAGUAUUUUCUCCACACAAACGAUUUCCCCAAAGCAGACCUUCUUAUCAUUAUGGGCACGUCUUUACAGAUCGAGCCGUUCGCCAGCCUGGUGAACACCGUGCGCGCCGCCGUGCCACGCCUCCUGCUCAACCGACACGCUGUGGGUCCCUUCCAGAAGGUCCCGCUGCGCAGAGGAGACUACAUGGAGCUGGGGAACAUGGAGGAUACGGUUCGGAGGUUCGCCGAGAUGCUGGGUUGGAGCCAUGAGAUCGAGGAUCUGAUGAGGAGUCAGGAAACGGGGUGUGUACCCACGUUGAUGAGCAGCCUUCCAGCGGUGACGGCACAGACGACUUGCUGGAACACAGAAGAUUCCGAACCUCAGUGUAGUAUGGAGACCUCCAAAUCCAGACCAGCUGCUCCGAGAGCAGCCAGCAGCGGCAGUGAGGAGACUGACUCUGAGACGGACAGCAAAAGCUCUGCAUCCUCCACCCCAAGCAACUGACGAGGGCCAAGGAGGUCACUGGAAAACUGAGACGAAUCCCUGUCUCCAGGUUCACACUGACUGUUCAGUUAAAUAUGUUUUCCAUCAGGUUAUUAGAAUCAUCAGCCUGAUGUUCCUGCUACGUUCAUAUGAGCAAAUCACGAUUUUAUCCAGUCCAACAAUAUUUAAAGCACUUAAGAGUCGUGGCACUAGUAAAAGUCUGAGCCCUGUAAAUGUUUGUUUUAUAUCCGUACAGUAUUUAAUAAAUAUGGUGUCAUUUGCAAAGUUUA